AUGAGGCGCUAGGCGGCCGUGUGUGGCUAUAGGAUGCACAGGAUUCUUAUCUCAUGGAAUGGAUUCUACACACCUGGGGCAGAAGGACUGGUACAGUAUAUUGGGGGCAAAGCCAAGCGACACUCAGGCAGAAGUGAAACAGAAGUACCAGAAGCUGGCUUUACUGUACCAUCCAGAUAAGCAGAGCGCUGACAUGAUGGCCGGGCAAGCUGGGGAAGGCGCACAGAGGUUCAUCGAAAUCAAUCAGGCAUGGAAAAUACUUGGGAAUGAGGAGGCGAAGAAGGCGUAUGACCUGCAGCAGCGCGAAGCUGAGUUGACGAAGAUGUGGCCAGUUGACAAUCAGGUUCACUGGGAAGAUCUGUCAUGGGACCCUGAGACGAUGGUGUAUUCCUUCCCGUGCCGAUGUGGGGGGAGCUACGCGAUGACUGAAAGUGACAGAAAGGACGUCUCCCUCGUCAACUGUGAUUCCUGCUCCUUGAUAAUAGAAAUCCUAUAGGGAUCAAGCAGUGUUUCUCGAUACAUAUAUAUUUAAUGAUAUUGUCAAUAAAUGUUUUUUUUAUAUCCCAUCGCUCCGGCGCAGGGGGGGGGGGGGGCACACAUAAUAAAAUAAAUCGUUUUAUAGUGAAA
Xenopus tropicalis (tropical clawed frog) is the source of this 627-nucleotide messenger RNA. RefSeq names its product DnaJ heat shock protein family (Hsp40) member C24 (gene dnajc24). The record is from RefSeq and is marked provisional. Lineage: Eukaryota; Metazoa; Chordata; Amphibia; Anura; Pipidae.